Messenger RNA from Astrephomene gubernaculifera, 1109 nucleotides. Lineage: Eukaryota; Viridiplantae; Chlorophyta; Chlorophyceae; Chlamydomonadales; Astrephomenaceae. The record is from the annotation of a GenBank genome assembly.
AAUUUUUUAGUCCGACGUCUGGCUAUGGCAGGCUGUGGCAGAAGUGAAUUACCCUCGCCGUGUUGUGCAUAGCUGAAUGACCGCGUUGUUACAAUAAUAUAGCCGGACUGGCUCUCAGGAUAAAUGAAUCCACUUACACAGAUCAAAAACACACAGAAGGCAACUCGCCGGGAGGUUGACGCUGGCAUCAGCGAUUCCGCGUCAUGGCACGCCCGCUUCAAGCACUCGGCGUACGUCUUUACUGGCGGGCUUGACUACGGCCUCACCGAGGGAGACCUGCUGGCUAUCUUCGCGCAGUAUGGCGAGAUCGUGGACCUCAACCUCAUACGUGACAAGGACACCGGCAAGUCGAAGGGCUUCGCCUUCCUGGCUUACGAAGACCAGCGCAGCACUGUGCUGGCAGUGGACAACCUGAACGGCGCCAAGGUGGUGAAACGCACCAUCCGUGUCGAGCACGUGGACAACUACAAGAAACGCAAAGCGGAGAUUGAGGGUGAAGACCCUGACGCUGUGGAGGAGGAGGAGGAGGAGGAUGCCCAGGAGGGCCGCGGUGGUGACGUGCGGGCAGCAGGAGCAGCGGGCGACGCGCCAGGUGGUCCGGGUCCUCCGCCCCCUCGCCGCGGCCGCAGCCCCCCGCCUGCCGCACCCCCUUCCCGGGCUGGUGGUGGUGGGUUGGCGGCUGAGCCCUGGGCGGCCGCCGGCUCCAUCUUCUCCCUCAUGGAGGAGGCCAGGCAGAUGGAGGCGGCGAAGAAGGCUGGCCGGAAGUCGGAGGGGCGGGAGAAGGACCAUCCCUCGGGAGCGGCCGCUGGCAGCAGCGGCAGAGGGCAAGCAGCCAGCGAGCGGCCCGGCACUGCUCGCGGGGAGCAGCGGCAGGCAGCUGAUCGCGAGCGUGAUGUGCGCGACCGGGAACAUGACCGGGACCGGGAUCGGGAGGAGCGUGGUCGCUCUGCGGGAGCCCCUGCUUCUCGCUCCUUUGGCCCUCCGCGGCCCCCUCAGCGCCCGUCAGCUGCGGAGGAGCCCGCUGGGCAGGGUCCGGCUAGCACCCGAGGGGGCGGUGGCAGUGGCGCUGGGGGUCGCUAUGAGAGCGCGGCCAGCAUGCGGGAUGAUGG